Micropterus dolomieu (smallmouth bass) is the source of this 3046-nucleotide messenger RNA. RefSeq names its product GRAM domain-containing protein 2B (gene gramd2b). The record is from RefSeq and is a predicted model, not a curated record. The transcript is spliced from 14 exons. The coding region runs from base 87 to 1445 and encodes 452 amino acids. Lineage: Eukaryota; Metazoa; Chordata; Actinopteri; Centrarchiformes; Centrarchidae.
UUCACCUCUCAGUUCUCACAGCAGCAGACAGGCAGACAGGACGGCCGGACAGACGGGCGUUUGGUCGGUAAAAACUGUUGAGCGUGAUGACAGAACAGUGUGUGAGCAGGAAGACGACGCAGGAAGAUGCCAGGAAGUGUAACAGAGAAACCGCAAAGCACGAAAGGGAUUAUCAUUCAGAUGCAGAAAAUGUGGAGGAGCGGCAUAAAUAUGAGAGGAUGGUCAGCGAGUCUCUGCAGGCUGUCGAUCCAAAUCUGCAGGAGCUCUCAGGCAGGAGGAAACCAGCAUUAGUCAGGUCAAAGACCUUUGACCACUCACUGCUGACUCAGGUUCAGACAGAGUCGGACUCCAAGAUAGAGAGGAAGAAGUCUCACUACAGCCAGCUUUCGAAGAGCAACUGCCAGUACCAUAAAAUAUUUAAGGAAAUCAGCAAAGAGGAACAGCUCAGACAGAAAAAGGAUCUCCUCAGUGUUUUGCGGAUUCCCCUCAGCAACCUGAUGCUGUUUAUCUGUUUGUCAGGUUACACCUGUGCCCUGCAGAAAGACAUCCUCUACCAGGGGCGAAUGUUUGUCUCUGACCACUGGAUCUGCUUCCACUCCAAGGUGUUUGGCAAAGACACAAAGAUCGCCAUCCCAGUGAUGUCCGUCACUCACAUCAAGAAGACCAAAACUGCCAUCCUGGUACCAAACGCUCUGGUGAUCGCCACCGCAAACGACAGGUAUGUGUUCGUGUCCCUCCUGUCCAGAGACAACACCUACAAGUUAUUGAUGUCCGUCUGUCUUCAUCUGGAGGAGAAAAGUCCAUGCAGCAGCCCCAUCCCCUCCUCAGCUGAGAACAGCUUCAGAGGUCAGAGGUCACCUCUGUCGCCUCGCUUUCCUCUGAGUUUUCCUGGUGAUUUCAGUGAUCUGGACGGAGCAGUGAGACAGAGGAGGCAGGAGAUGGAGGAGAGCAGCAGCUCUGACUCCCAGACCCCCGACUACGAGAAGAUAUCGGAGUUCCCUGUUCCUCAGUUUCUGGAUGUGUUGAAGCACACAGACAGCGCAGCCCCUCCUGAACGUCCAGACCAUAAGCACAAAGAGAGGGUCCAACAUCAGAACCAGCAGAGCUCUGAGGACAAGCAGCACAGCACUCUUCAAACUGGCUCGGAGCUCGUGAUUGACAGCAGAACUCUAAAACCAGUUUCUCUCAACACUUUGCUGUUUGUCUACCUGUUUCUAGUGUGUGUCCUAGUCUUGUCUUCCUGUUACCUGGCCUUUAAGAUCAUGUCGUUGGAGCAGAGACUGACGAAGCUCGGCUCUGUCACCGAGUUCAACCACCAGGAAAAUGACUUUCUGCGGGCGAGUGACGUCAACACAGAGCUUUUCUCUGAGCUACUGACCAUCAACCUGAUGAAGCUGGAGAAGGUGCAGAAGAACCUGCAGAGACUGCUGGACGAAGCUGCCUGACUGUACUGGUAACCAGUACAUUAAGAUGAAAGUGCUGCACACAGUUCUGUAAAUGUAAUGUAAAUAUGUAGUUUAUUAUAGUAGAUAGUAUAACCUGACAAUACUGAGAUGUAUUGUACGCUGACACACCUGGCGUACAUCUCUACAUCCCUGCAGCCAAAGAAAUGUUAACCUGUGAUAAACGUUUCAUUGGCUGAAUAGAAAUCAAACCUUCUGGUAGAACUGUACAGUAAUAUUGCAUCUGCUUGAUGGAAAAUGUAGUAAAACAGUAGCAUUUUAAAGGCUCUGACAUUUCAAGUGAUCAGGAUUUGGAAGGCAGUAACAGUGCUUAAUAUAUAUAUAUAUAUAUAUAUAACCUAUUUUUUCAGCAACUGGUCUUGUAUUUCCUUUUUAAGUAAUGAAAGUUCUUUGACGUCAGCUGUUUUUUGGUCCCGCUGAAUUCACUCAGGCCAUAUGUUAACAGUCACAUACAUCUGAAGGGAUCAAGGUUGAGUUCUCAGUGCUGGGUUUAUCUUCUGACUUUUGACCAAGUUGGCUGAUCACACUGAUGUUCUCGGCCGACUGAGAUUGCAAACACAGAAAUGUGUUUACAUGAUGACAUCUAGGACUGAAAACCAGCUCUGGACUUCAGCCCUCACCAGGCCAGCUGGAACUACUUUUGUAGAUACUUCACAACUUGCCAGGGUUUUCCUCAUGUUUAAAUCACGCUGCCUUAGAGCUGUACUUACUGUCAUUUCUGUUGGAAAAUAGAAAUGAAAACAACAUAAAAACAACAGCGAAAUGCAGGAGGUAGUUAGCUGCUGCCUCUGCUUUUAUACCCAGAAGCCCUUUCCCACUUCUCAAAGUUAACAACACAUAACCUCAUAACCUGUAUUGUAUCGAUUUGUAAGGUAAAAAGUUCCUCCUUGUAUUUUAUCAAACAUUUCAGAAAUAGGCCAUUAAAAAGGCAUUGUGGGACUUUGAAGCUGUAGUUGGCCCUGAUAUUGACUUUCUUUCACAUUUAUGUGAAGAUGAAAUACAAGUUUAUUUCUUAAGAGAUUGCAUGCCUCUGGAGCAACUAGGGGUUAAGCGUCUUGCUCAGGGACACAAUGGUGGAUGUGUCACAGUGGGGGAUUGAACCCCGGUCUCUCACACCAAAGGCAUGUGUGUUUUAUCCACUGCACCCUCACUGCCCCUUCAAUGACUCAAUGAAUUUACUCCGGCAUUAGUGCUUCCAGCAUAUUGUUGCUGUUCCCCACUGACAGUAAAUGAUAUGAGAGCAGUUAGUAUGUAUAUGAUUGUUAUGUGUUUAUAGCAUCUUUCAGGUUAUCGUGAUGGCAGAUGUUUUCAAAAAUUGGACAAUCCUAGCAGCGUAUAGUCACCUGCCACAGUGUCAUUCUUGAUAUGACCACUGGAUGGCUCUUUAAAGAAUUCUAGAAAUCUUCCACACCAUGUGUAACAUGUGUAAACAUCAAGAAGCUUCCUACUUACAGCAGACUGUUACAAAGACAAGAAUGACUACAAUUCUGUAAAAAUUAUACACAGAUUUAAUGAUGUGAUUCAACGUUCCUCUGUUGGCGAAUAAUGUUUUAUUUUGAAAUAAAAUUUCAUUUUUGCUGUUA